AUGGUCAGCACUCGCUCGCACGACAACCACGACGCCGACACGGGCGACAAGCGCACCGCCGAGCCCGCGCCCCCGACCGCCCACGCGAGCAAGCGGCACAAGGUCGACAAGGUCGUCGCGCAGCCCAAGCGCGCCGACGACGGCGAGGGCAGCAGCACCGGAGCGGCCAAGGAGCAGGACAAGGCGCAGCCGGCCGCCGAGGAGGAGCAGCAGGGAGCGCAAGGCGGCGGCGAGGACAAGGGCGGCGAGCAGCAGGCCGGCGACGAGAAGAAGGGCGACGAGACCAAGACCGCCAGCUCGACGGCGGACGAGCAGUCGAGUACGGCCAAGCCGGACGGCAUGGGCGAGGCCAAGCGCGACGAGGAGCCGCAGGGCGACGUCGUCGAGCACAAGGCGGGUCCGGGUGAAGCCCUCUCGCACGCGCCCAAGGUCAACGCCGACCGCAAACACGGCAUCAUCGAGAAGGGCUACGUCUACUUCAUCUUCCGCCCCAAGGUCGAGACCGAGCACCCCGAGUCGCUCGACGACGUAGCUCGCUUCCACCUCCUCCUGUCGCCCGAGGGCGAGAAGAUCCACCGCCUCAUCGUCAUCGGCAAGAAGGCGCUCCCCGAGGCGGGCGAGUCGUCGCGCCCGAUCUGGGGCCAGGUCGACGGCGUCGCCGACGACCUCAAGCAGUUCAAGGACGGCCUCGCCGCCUACACGUACGAGACCAAGACGAUGGGCACGCGGCAUCAGCCGGGAGCGCGCGUCGCGGCGGCGGGGGCUUACGUCCUCCACACGACCGAGCACCCGCCCGAGAACUCGUCGAACGCGUCGGCCGUGUACCACACCCACUUUGCCUACGAGAUCGCGGUCCCGCACGACAUGGGCGAGGUGCAGAAGGCGCUCCACCUCCAGCACGAGGGCUCGUUCACGCUGCAGGUCAAGAACUUCGACUCGGCGUCGACCAACCCGACGGUCGGCAAUCAGCCCGAGAGCAAGCACCCGCAGUUCCCUCCCGAGCUCAAGCACCUCUUCACGACCAAGUUCAUCCCGGCCAACCCGCCCUCGCUCCUCAACUACCCCGGCGCCGAGCUCCUGCUCGUCCCCUCGAAGCACACGGCCAAGGAGGACAUCGGCGACGCGGCGGAGAAGGAGCUCGACGACGAGGACAAGGCGCUCGAGAAGGAGAUCGACCAGCAGGAGGGCGGCGGGAGCGAGGCCAAGAAGGUGUUGAAGGAGAUGGGCUUCGAGGGCCUCCAGGGCGCCGAGGCGCUCCAGGGCCACUGGGAGUGAGCAUGGGACUCGAGGCGAGGCGAGGCGAGGCUUCUGCAGCUUGAGACGUCUGUGUAGCGUCGACCGGAACGAUCAGUGCCAUCUGUCG
This is a messenger RNA of Rhodotorula graminis WP1, 1363 nucleotides long. RefSeq lists its product as uncharacterized. The record is from RefSeq and is a predicted model, not a curated record. Bases 1 to 1275 code for a protein of 424 amino acids. Lineage: Eukaryota; Fungi; Basidiomycota; Microbotryomycetes; Sporidiobolales; Sporidiobolaceae. The transcript is spliced from 4 exons.